Messenger RNA from Actinia tenebrosa (Australian red waratah sea anemone), 5703 nucleotides. Its product is annotated as F-actin-monooxygenase MICAL3. NCBI's taxonomy places the organism in Eukaryota, Metazoa, Cnidaria, Anthozoa, Actiniaria, Actiniidae. Gene Ontology annotation, molecular function: protein binding. The record is from RefSeq and is a predicted model, not a curated record.
GUAUUCGUUCGUUUAGCAUAUUUGAGGCAUAUUUCUAUCAAAAGUCAUUUGUAAACCUGCAUUUAUUUCAAGAUAAGCCACGACUUGGGAUACUAUUGCGUUUGAACCAUAGGAGAACUAAAUGGAGAAUAUUUUAAGAAUGGUGCUUUGGUUUUAUAGACAAUGAGUUGCCUGACACUGGRAAGCUUUUGUCAAACCAAAAUGACAGUAGGAAAGACAACAACCCUCACAUUUUGUCUUCAAAAUUUUUCGUAUUGAUUCUUGUUAAAGCGAACUAUGGAUACCACUGAUGCUAAUGGUGAUUUGAGGAUCCGAACACCGGUUGAGCUUUUUGAUUCUUUUAUCCGGGCAGGCGAUCUCGUAGAAACAAUCACAGUCUUCAAACAAUUGUGUAGCAGUCUGGACAUGAAUCCAAAAAACUACAAAACAACUUACCAGUCUUUAAAAAACGGAUUGACGUCUUGGAAAGCUCGAUCCCUUUGGACUAAGCUGGAUAAAAGAGUAGAGCACAAGGAUUAUACAGGAAAGCCUUGUUCAAAGAAUAAAGUGUUAGUAAUUGGGGCCGGUCCUUGUGGACUGAGAGUUGCUAUCGAAGCUGCUCUGCUUGGUGCUCAAGUUGUGGUUUUAGAAAAGCGAGAGAAUUUUUCUAGAAAUAAUGUACUUCAUUUGUGGCCUUACUUAAUCACUGAUCUUAAAAAUCUUGGUGCUAAGAAGUUCUUUGGGCAGUUUUGUGCCGGAUCUUUAGAUCACAUAAGUAUUAAAAGACUACAAUUAAUACUUCUUAAGGUGUGCCUGAUAUUUGGAGUUCAGGUUUACAAUAAGGUCUCAUUUGAGUCACUUCUUAAACCCAAAAAUGGUCAUGGCUGGAAAGCAACUGUAGAUCCACCUUCAAGUCCCAUAAACAAAUAUGAAUUUGACAUUAUUGUUGGAGCCGAUGGCAGACGACAAGCUCUUAAAUUCAAAGGAAAGGAAUUCCGUGGGAAACUUGCCAUUGGCAUCACUGCUAAUUUUGUAAACAGAAACUCCAAGGAAGAAGCCCAAGUUGAAGAGAUUAGUGGAGUUGCAUUCAUUUUUAACCAAGGGUUCUUUCAAGAUUUAAAAGAAAUGACAGGAAUUGAAUUAGAAAAUAUUGUUUACUACAAGGAUGAGACUCAUUACUUUGUGAUGUGUGCAAAGAAACAAAGUCUGCUAGCUAAAGGAGUCAUAAAAAAGGACAUUUCAGAUGCUUAUGACCUUCUUCAUCCCAAGAAUGUGAAUCACCAUAAACUUCUCACCUAUGCAAGAGAGGCUGCAGAAUUUUCCACCAAAUUUCAAAUGCCUCACCUGGACUUUGCUUUGAAUCAUCAAGGAAAGGAAGAUGUGGCAAUGUUUGAUUUUACUUCCCUGUUUGCUGCCGAAAAUUCAGUGAAAAUUUAUGAAAGAAAAGGGAAGAAACUUUUAGCUUUCGUUGUUGGAGAUAGCUUGUUAGAACCAUUUUGGCCGACAGGAUCUGGUUGUGCACGAGGAUUUUUGGGAUGUUUUGAUGCCGCCUGGGCCAUGAAAGGUUUUGGCCAGGGUAAAAAACCACUGGAUAUCAUCGCAGAACGGGAAAACAUCUACAGAAUCCUUCCACAAACAACUCCAGAAAAUCUUAACAAGAAUUUUGACAAUUAUGGUAUCAAUCCAGACAGUCGUUACACAAAUUAUGCCAAAAAUGUGGUGAAGACGUCACAGGUGAAGCAUUUAUAUGAUUGCCAUGAUGGACCUAUUGAUGAUGUGGAUGGACCAGAACCAAUGGAUAUAACUGCAUCUAUUGAACCACCAGAACCUGAAGUUAAUCUUAAUAUAGUAUUAAARUGGUGUCAAGAACAAACCAAAGGAUACAAAAAUGUCAAAAUAAAAGACAUGUCAACAUCUUGGAAAGAUGGAAUGGCUUUYUGUGCCAUUAUACAUCACUUUAGACCAGAUUUAAUUGACUUUGCUUCUCUUGAUCAAAACGAUGUGGAGAAAAAUAACCAACUGGCUUUUGAGGCAGCUGAAGGAYAUCUUGGCAUCCUACCACAGAUAUCAGCAAAAGAAAUGGCAUCUACUUCUGUUCCUGAUCAGUUAACUAUACUCAGCUAUGUGACACAGUAUUAUGAGACUCUUAAGAAUGAGGUCCCAGUGGAUAAAAAGAAGAUGAAAGAAGACAAUGAAAAGCAGGAAUAUAAAACGACAUCGCCUCUUUCUAAGCUGUCAAUCAUUGCACGCAUGKCACGCAAAAAGGAAAAAAGAAAGAGUGAUAGCAGUAGUGCUAGUGUCGUACCAAAGAAAAUCAAACAGUCUUCAAAUGUACAGGAAAACAUAGAACCACCGAGCCCCAAGACCCCAGAAACACCUACACCAAUAGAAGAACCAGUUACCCUCAGAAGCAAACCAGCUGCUAAAACAAGUAACAGAAUCAGCUUACUUGCUGAACAAGUGUUUGGUGCGAAGGAUGGAACUACUGUGGUUCCAAAUAUUCCAAAUAUUCCAAGAGAUACCGGAAGUGAACAUUGCUAUUUCUGUAACCGAUGGGUUUAUCUUAUGGAGCGAAUGUCAGCAGAGGGGCUCUUUUUCCAUCGAGAAUGCUUCAAAUGUGAGCUGUGUCUAAAUACUCUUCGUCUAGGUGCAUAUUCUUACAUUCCACCAUGGGAAUCUGAAGAUGAACGAGGCCAUUUUUAUUGCAGACCUCAUUAUUAUAAAGUCAUCAAUACCUCAAGAGCAGAGGACGAAAAACGUCGCAAAGCUUCCCAGAAGAAUCAGAAAAAGCGCAGGGGGAAAUCUUUGACAAUCAGCAACCCUCAAGAAACUCGAGCUGCUGUUCAUGAAGCUGCCAAAAGAAUCAAAAACCAUGCAGAAGAGAAGAAAAGGCUUGAAGAAGCUGCUGAAGUGGAAAUGAAGAAGAUUGAAACACAAGACACUGUCCAGACAAAUGAAGAGGAACAAGAAAAAGAACCAUUGCUUGAACGUAACCGACCAAACUCUGGUCGAUUCUUUGGGUUGGAGGCUCGACCACUUAGAAGAUCAAGUAUUUCAUCAACACGUAGWUCCGACAAGACUGUUCGAUCCAAAGCUAAAGGGUACAAACUUGAUGAUGGGCUAUUGAACGUCGAAGAAGAGAGUGGUUCAAAAUCACCUAUACGAGUUCCAUCACCAACUAAAACAAUGUUCAAUGAAUACACAGAAAAUGAAUCUAAGGCACCAGAACCUUCUGUUGUGAAGAAGAAAUUAGAGAAGAAAGAAUCAGCUGAAGAAGUCAUCAAAGGCUCCAUGAAGCCAAGUGGCUUGGACAUGACUCAUAAGCUGGGAACUGUAGAAAGAAAACGUCGUCAACGUAGAGCAAUGUAUCCUCCACUGUCGCAGGUGUUUUCGCCAGAAGACCAGAACAAGAAACUGGUGUCUAGCGAGAAAAAUGGCGACGACUCCAUAGAAGCCUCCUUGAGAAAAACUGGUAUGAAUGUCAAAAUUGUUGAUAUAGAUAUCAAUGAUAACGCACACGACAAGAAAAUAGCCAGUCAAGAACAACAAGAAACAUCUGUUUCAACAAAAAAUCAGAAUGCCAAAGCUGCUAUCACAACUGGGGACACCAAACGACCAGUGAACAGCAAGUCUUCUGGGUCACUUGUGUCGUCUCGUGCUGCAAGGAUACGAGGACUUAUGGACAAUGAUAUCAGAUCGAAGAACUUGAAAAGCUUUGACAGACCGGCAAAUGAAGAAGAAAAGAUCACAAGUCAAGAGAGUCCAUCACAGCAAAGGCGUUCUCUUCCUCGUGUCCCCUCCCACGAAGAACCCUACACGUCAACCAUAAAUAGCACUAAGAUUGCCAAACGACGACCCACGCCCAAACCCAAGGCUAACGUGAACUAUGUCGAACGGGACAUCAAUUUUAUACAGGAAAAUAUUGACCAAGUUGCUAAAGAUUUUGGAUUUGAAGUGGUAGGAUACAAUGAUAUACCUUCACCCUACAGAACAGCUCCACCCAAACCUCCACGCUCUUUCAAACGAGAAGAAGACGAGCGACAUCAAGACUUGUUUAGUGGUUCCAGCGAAGAGGAUGUUUUAGAAAAUGAAAAACGAGGCAGCUUCCAACGAACUGGUGCAAGAAGAUACAAGAACAAAAGCGUCAUUGAAUCAGUAGAGGAGAAAGAAAAGAGACAGGAACAACUUAAAAUUCGUAUUGCAAUGAAACAGCGUCAUUCAAAGAGGCUACGACAGGCACAGCAGAUCCAGCGUGAGCUACAGGAGGUUGAAGUCAAACAAGCACAAGUAGAGAAAGAUGGUGUCCRCGUUGAAAAAGCUCUAAGAAGCGGAGACUUAAGCCCUGAUCAAGAAAAACAGUACAUGAUGCAGUGGUUCCAGAUCAUCAACCGAAAGAAUGCACUCUUACGAUAUGAAUCUGAGCUAGUCAUACAUGGCAAUUCUAUUCAGCUUGAAGACCAACAAGGACGAUUGGAACAAGAGAUAAGAGAACUGCUGAUGAAAGAAGGAGCGAGUGAGAAGGACCAGGUUAUCAUUCAGCAGAAGACUAAAGAACUUGUAGAUAUUGUAGAACAAAGAAAUAAUCUUGUAGAAAUUCUCGACGAAGACCGAAAGCGAGAGCAAGAAGAAGACAAAGCAUUCGAGCAAAUGAUGGCAACUAAAGAUUUCAUAACAUCAGUCUAGUGUUAUAGUGGAUUCUGAUGGAAAAGAUGACAGAAGCUGAUGCAUUCUUAUCAGACAUUUUGAAAAAAAUGGGAAUUUCACAUGAAAUUACCYUUGGUCACUCUAUUUUAUUGCUAACUAAUGUUCAAGCAAGAGUAUUAUAUAAUUUGUGCUAUUUUUGAAAUCAUUGGUUGUGAGCAGCACAAGUGGAUUCACAGUGAAAAUGAAAAAACAAUAUUUUUACAUUUUUGUCAGUAAUUUAUUUGUUAUUUCAAGUUUAGUUUAAGAUACUGUCAAUGAGUGUAGUUCAUGUUGCUUUAGAAUGUUGAAACUUUUCCCCAGGGCAAUGCAUGCCUUGGCAAUACAAAAGUCAGUCCAUCUAAUGUAAGAGUGUUACGUCAAUCACAUUAGGUUUAGAUAAUGCGAUUUAAAAAUCUUAAUAGGAAGACUGUUGAAAGCAUUUUAAUCAAGAAAUAUUAGCAUUAAAGGCGCGAUUACACGAGCAAUUUCCUCUGCAGCUUGUCUUGCAACGACGUUGCGACACAAGUUGCAUUGAGCAUUGCAGCGUUUAACCUACAUCGCAAUUUGCAGCCAUCGUUGCAAAAAGUAGAAUUCGUUUCUACUUUUGGGAACGAUUUAGUCUUUCUCCUGCGAGACAAGUUGCAGAAAAAAUGCUCCGUGUAAUCGAACCUUAAAAGGAAGCAAAGGUCAUACAUCAUGUGUGCCAUUUUACAGCAAAACAAAUUUCAAUUAUAAUGACUGGCUUGUGGCUUGUAAAAAUUAAGAUUACUUACCUGUAAUCACCUUGGAACAACAUUACAUAACAUCCACUAUGAAUUAUUUUACUUUCCAUAAUCCCUUUUUACAAUCAAAGUUGGGACAAUGCAUGUGACUUCAUAAAGACAACCGUCAACCAACUAGUGAAGCGCAGAAAUUACAAUACUGAAUACUUAAGAAUGAUGACAGUUGAUAUUUUGUAAACUUAGGUGUUGUGGUUAGCUUUGCAGGUAAUGACUAUUCAGCACAGAUAUUAAAUUAAAAGACGUUAUGUUGUCAUGGAUA